AUGUCCGCCGCUGCCCCCCGAACCGCUGAUCGCGACAAGCUCAAGCAUGUCGUAACCAUCAUGCUCAACAAUGACGAAACCAACUGGGAAACUCACGAAGUCAUGCUUGCCCUCACUCACUUUGGAGUCGAUACUUUCUCGGACCUCAUGAUGAUGGAGCGCAAAGACAUUGAGUCUCUUGUGGUUCCAGUCACUGGAACCGUUGCCGAACACCCUCUUGGAUUCAGUCAACGGCGACAACUCCUUGCUGCGAUUUGCUGCUUUCAUCACUUCUGUCGAGAGCAAACCAAAUCCAUCAACGUCACGUCAAUCAGUUUCGCUAACUUCCAACAAUUCCGCAUCGGACGAUGGGAUCCAUCAGCAGAAGUGGUCCCGUGGCUCACGACACGAGCUCCUGUAUCCGCCGAAGCAGAGAUUGAACACUGGAACAAGACGGUCAAGAUCUCUCGCAGCGACUACAAGGAGUUCCGAUACACGCCGGAGAACCCGUCGCUCGAUCGCAUCCAACGCGAAUGGAUGUACAAGACACUCUGUGACACGAUCAAGACUGCAGCUGGAAAAUCAUUCCUCACGCAACACCUCAAUGACAGCGAAACUCGUCUAUUCUGGGAAAAGAUGUCCAAUCACUACAAGACAUCAAUGACGGCGACCAUUCGUUCCUCCUCGACAUAUCUGACUACUGCCAAUUUAUCAGACGGAUCGUGGCGUGGAAGUCAACAGAACUUCAUUCUGAACUUCAAGGAACAAGGUCGAAUCUACAAUGGCACCUCUGUGCAUGACAAGUACUCCGAUGGGCAACUCGUACAGUUCCUUGAGCAAGCUGUCUCUGGCGUCCCAAACCUAUCCGGUGCACGACGCGUGGAUAUGCUUGCACGUGCCGCAGCCAAGAAUGUGGACACAUACACUUUUGAGGAUUACACUGCAAGCCUACUCUCACUUGCAGCUAUCUACGACGCAGCUCACUCUGGUACAUCACGAUCCAGAGGAAACUCACGACGAAGCUCAUAUAAUCAUGAGCUCAUCUUCGAACAAGACGAUGAGAACCACGGAUACGAAUCUCAUGUACACGACUUUGACACGACCAUCGAUGAACUACUCGAGCCAACGUCCAUGACGUCAUCGAGGAGUCACGGAUCUUUGAACCCGAUCAUGAAGCCAGCCCUACACAUUUCGUCUCACACCUUGGAUGAGAAGAAGAACAAAGUAUCUUCGGACACGGAUCUUUUGCAUCUUGCUACACAUGUUGUCCAAGACUCAACUACGGUACCCGACCUUCUGUCAGGCAACAUUGCCAAUGUUCUAUCUCAACCUUCGUCUUGCAACGUUUCCUUUAGCAAUGAAGUACGAUACCAUGAACUUGAUGAAAUUGACUGA
This is a messenger RNA of Seminavis robusta, 1374 nucleotides long. Lineage: Eukaryota; Bacillariophyta; Bacillariophyceae; Naviculales; Naviculaceae. The record is from the annotation of a GenBank genome assembly.